UGCCUUGGGUGAUUACAUCAUUUUCCCGCCGCUGGGCUUGGUGGGAAAUUUCAACAUGGCGGACGAAAAGCAGAGAUGGCUUCCGCUGGAAUCCAACCCAGAGGUGAUGAACAAGUUUGUGAAGGAGCUGGGGAUGCCAGGCAGCUGGUCGUACACAGAUGUGUUUGGGCUGGAUGAUGACUUGCUGGCUAUGGUGCCUCAGCCUUGUGUGGCUCUACUGCUGCUCUUCCCCAUCAAUGAUAAGUAUGAGGUGUUUCGUAAGGGUGAAGAGGAGAGAAUAAAGGAGGCUGGUCAGAACAUCACUCCCAAACUGUACUACAUGAAACAGACAAUAGGGAACGCCUGUGGGACCAUCGCUCUUCUACACAGUAUUGCCAACAACCAGGAGGCUAUCAAGCCAGAGAAAGCUCUGAAGACAUUUUUGGAAAACACAGCCAGUAUGGAUCCAGUUGAAAGAGCUGCGUAUCUAGAAAAAGAUGAGUCGAUCAAGGUUGCCCAUGAAUCAAGUGCCCUGGAAGGACAGACAGAGACCCCCAGCCGUGAUGACGAGAUCAACCUUCAUUUUGUGGCCUUGGUGCACAAGGAGGGGGAGCUGUAUGAACUGGAUGGUAGAAAGCCUUUCCCUAUCAACUGGGGGAAAACCACCCCUGACAGCUUCCUUGCGGAUGCAGCCAAGGUGUGUAAGGAGUUUAUGAACAGGGAUCCGGAUGAGCUGCAUUUCACCAUCGUGGCACUGGCCCAAACCGGUUAAUUCUGGCCCAAACUGGUUAAUUCUGUACCAACCAGCUGGAACAGCCUGCGAAGCUGCAUCGUGGAAUCAAUAGUCACAGGCAGGCACCGCCUGGAAACUCCUCUAGACUUCCAGAGGGAUCUGUCACUGUUAGAAAUAUUUGGCACUUUUUGCUCCCAC
Branchiostoma belcheri (Belcher's lancelet) is the source of this 910-nucleotide messenger RNA. Its product is annotated as ubiquitin carboxyl-terminal hydrolase isozyme L3-like. Gene Ontology annotation, molecular function: cysteine-type deubiquitinase activity. Lineage: Eukaryota; Metazoa; Chordata; Leptocardii; Amphioxiformes; Branchiostomatidae. The transcript is spliced from 9 exons. Gene Ontology annotation, cellular component: cytoplasm. The record is from RefSeq and is a predicted model, not a curated record. The coding region runs from base 56 to 751 and encodes 231 amino acids. Gene Ontology annotation, biological process: protein deubiquitination; ubiquitin-dependent protein catabolic process.